AUGGUGACCAUGAGGAAGAUGAAGCUGCUCACCUUCCUCAUUCUUCUCAUCUUCCUCACCUUCUUCUUCCUGAGCUAUACCCACACCGUAAUAACCACCACCUGGUUCCCCAAGCAGAUGGUCAUCGGGUUCUCAGAGAACUUACGGAAGCUCAUGAAGCUCCCUCAGAGGCCUUGUACAUGCAGCCACUGUGUUGGGGAGCUCAAGCUCUCCAGGUGGUUUGAUGAGAGGUUCAACCACACCAUGCAACCGCUGCUGACACUACACAACUCCAUCCUGGAGGAGGAGACUUACAGCUGGUGGCUGAAACUCCAGCGGGAGAAGAACCCCAGGAACCUGAACGACACCGUCAAGGAGCUGUUCAGCGUGGUGCCUGGGGACGUGGACCCCGUGCUGGAGAAUGAGGCGGUGGGCUGCCGGCGCUGCGCCGUCGUGGGCAAUUCGGGCAACCUGAAGGCAUCGCAGUAUGGUUCCCAGAUAGAUGAGCAUGAUUUUGUGCUCAGGAUGAACAAAGCCCCCACAUUGGGGUUUGAGGCUGAUGUCGGAAGCAAGACCACCCACCAUCUCGUGUAUCCUGAGAGCUUCAGGGAGCUGGGGGAAAAUGUCAGCAUGGUCCUUGUCCCCUUCAAGACCACCGACCUGCAGUGGGUGAUCAGUGCCACCACCAAGGGUACCAUCUCCUACACCUAUGCCCCUGUCCCCGCAAAGAUCAAGGUGAAAAAGGAGAAGAUCCUCAUCUACCACCCGGCCUUCAUCAAGUACGUCUUUGACCACUGGCUGCAAGGUCAUGGACGGUACCCAUCCACCGGCAUCCUCUCUGUCAUCUUCUCCCUGCACAUCUGUGAUGAGGUGAACUUGUAUGGCUUCGGGGCAGACAGCAAAGGGAACUGGCACCACUACUGGGAAAACAACCUGUCGGCAGGCGCUUUCCGCAAGACAGGGGUGCAUGACGGGGACUUCGAGUCCAAUGUCACUGCCACCUUGGCCUCCAUCCACAAGAUUCACAUCUUCAAGGGGAGAUGA
Messenger RNA from Chrysochloris asiatica (Cape golden mole), 1023 nucleotides. It is a transcript of the gene ST3GAL1, whose product is annotated as ST3 beta-galactoside alpha-2,3-sialyltransferase 1. Gene Ontology annotation, molecular function: beta-galactoside (CMP) alpha-2,3-sialyltransferase activity. NCBI's taxonomy places the organism in Eukaryota, Metazoa, Chordata, Mammalia, Afrosoricida, Chrysochloridae. The transcript is spliced from 6 exons. The record is from RefSeq and is a predicted model, not a curated record. Bases 1 to 1023 code for a protein of 340 amino acids.